Messenger RNA from Dothidotthia symphoricarpi CBS 119687, 1149 nucleotides. Its product is annotated as Isochorismatase hydrolase. The coding region runs from base 97 to 945 and encodes 282 amino acids. Lineage: Eukaryota; Fungi; Ascomycota; Dothideomycetes; Pleosporales; Dothidotthiaceae. The transcript has 5 exons. The record is from RefSeq and is a predicted model, not a curated record.
CACGCCCUAAUCAGGCUUCCGGUGCUAUCGCUAGCACUGAAAGCAAGCUUUUGAUCCAGCAAGACAGGGCCCGAUAGACACGGGCUCCUUCCUACAAUGGUGGCGUUGUUUGACAGUUGGAUAGAUUGGGUAAUCUGGGAACGACCGCCGACGGAAUUGGUGCAACCAUGGCUAGGCCGGGCGGAAGAGACCCUGGUUCACAGUACGGUUACGGCGCCAUCCACUGCCUCGGUAGUCUGCAGACGAGCGUCCACCACCAUGCGUCCCCUCUUCCCACGCGUCACGUAUUCACCCCACAGGGUAUUGCACAGACCAUUCUCAUCAACAAUGGCACAACGAGGGAUCGUGAACCCCGCGCUCUUCAUCUGCGACGUGCAAGAGAGCUUCCGACCAGCCAUCUAUGAGUUUCCCAAAGUCGUUGCGACAGCACAGAAGCUGCUCAAGGCCAGCCAAAUCCUCAAGAUUCCCGUUAUCGCAACCACACAGAAUGCCGCUCGCCUCGGGAGCACAGUCCCAGAGCUGAAGCUUGAUGCACCAGAUGGUGUCCAGACGACCUGCCAUGUAGACAAGACAUUGUUCUCCAUGAUCACCCCUGAUGUCCGCACCUCCCUCGCCGCACUGACUCCAGGCCCCGACGCCCGCCUCUCCGUUGCAAUCGUCGGCAUCGAAUCACACAUUUGCGUGACACAGACUGCGCUCGACUUGCUCCACGACGGACACCAAGUCUACAUCAUCGCGGACGGCGUGUCGAGCUGCAACAAAGAGGAGGUUCCUAUCGCGUUGGCACGACUGAGGAGUGAGGGUGCGAUCGUCGCAAGCAGUGAGGGGUGGUUGUAUGAGGUUGUCGGGGAUGCGAAGAGGGAUACGUUCAAGCAGAUUGUUAAAGUGGUCAAAGAGCACAAGGACAGCACGAGGGAGAGUUUGCAGACACUUUGCAAGAUCUAGUGCUGAGGCAUGCACACGAUAUCCAUGUGUUCGCCGAUUUGUAUGACGCUGCGUUGUACCAUCAGUCUAGAAGGGGGUCUCGAACAUAUGUUUUGCGUAUCUUAAUGCGCUUGGUCUAAUGUUUAACGAAGUCGGUCAUUUUAUUUCAUUUCGAAUUACUUCGUCACGACUGCUGGAUUUCGUUCCUCUCGAAAAACGCUUUUC